CGAUUCUGGUCCUCGAUUCAGCGCCGCGAAACCAAAACCCAGUCACCGUCCUUCUUCGAUCGCAGCAUGCGACGACACCGGCGAGCAAUCACGGGCGACGACGGUCAGGUAGGGUUGGCGAUCACGUGGCUACCCUUCUUCUUCCCCAAUCGAACAACGGUGGGAGCAAUCGGGAUUGGCUCUUUCCGGCGUAGACCUCAACCCGCGAUUGCGACUCGUAGCAGUUGUCGCGAAGGGCAGGCGUAUUCAGGCGACUGGGCAGAAACUCUGGCGAUGCGCAGUGGCGAUCGACGACUUCUCUCCGGCGACGGACAACUGCGGUGACCCAGAAACUCCGGCGACUUCCAGGCCAUGAAGGUUAGGUUCGGGCAGUGAUUUUUUACCAUGGACAGCAGAAGGUGAGACCGAGCAGCAAUGAUAACAGAUCUGGGCGGGCUUGCUCGGGCAGCAGUACCGGACUGUGCAGUAGGGCACGGGUGACUCCGUUUGAGUAAAGUUCUCCCUUUAAUCAAAUUGAAUGAAACGAGGUGGUUGUGGAAGAUUGAUUCUGGAAUCCAUCCCGGAGAGCAGCAUGACGGAGGAGAUGUACGGAUGCAGGGAUUUAAUGUUCGACUUAAUUAUAAGGCUUCCGCACUGUUUGUAUAAACUCCGAUAUGUAUUUAAAUGAUUUUGAAUUUUUUGGGUUUUAAAUUAAAUGUUUUAAUUUAUUGGAAAAUAAUGUAUCUGGAUACCAAUUUAGUAGCAACCCAGUUCGCUAACCUAUUUAUUCGGGUUAUGCGGGUUGGGGUGUUACAAAGACCGCGUUGAAGAAAACUCUGGUGUCGUC
Cuscuta campestris is the source of this 826-nucleotide messenger RNA. The record is from the annotation of a GenBank genome assembly. NCBI's taxonomy places the organism in Eukaryota, Viridiplantae, Streptophyta, Magnoliopsida, Solanales, Convolvulaceae.